This is a messenger RNA of Lodderomyces jiufengensis, 3279 nucleotides long. RefSeq names its product SNF5. The record is from RefSeq and is a predicted model, not a curated record. Gene Ontology annotation, cellular component: nuclear chromosome. The coding region runs from base 1 to 3279 and encodes 1092 amino acids. Gene Ontology annotation, molecular function: tricarboxylate secondary active transmembrane transporter activity. Lineage: Eukaryota; Fungi; Ascomycota; Pichiomycetes; Serinales; Debaryomycetaceae. The transcript is spliced from 2 exons. Gene Ontology annotation, biological process: chromatin remodeling; mitochondrial citrate transmembrane transport.
AUGGAUAAUCAACAAUCUGAUUUUCCAUUAUCAUCUGGUGAUUCUAAUCUACCUUCUCAACAACCUCAACAAUCCCAACAACAACAAUCAUUCUCACAACCACCACCACAACAACAACAACAGUUUCCGCAACAACAACAACAACAACAUGGUGGAAUUCAAAUUACUCCUCAGUUUCUAGCGUCUUUAACUCCACAACAAUUACAAAAUAUGAGGGCUAAUCCUCAAGUCCAAGAAAUGAUUAAACAAAUGAUAUUAAGACAACAACAUCAACAACAAUUACAGCAACAACAACAACAAAAUAAAGGAAUGAACAUGCCACAAGCACAACAACAACAAUUUCAGCAUGAACAACAACAACAUCAGCAGCAACAACCACAGCAGAAUCAACAACAAUCACCCAUGGAUUUUAACAAUGAUCAAAGACAACAAAUGCUAGCUAAUAAACAAAGACUACAAAAUCAAUCACAAGGAUCAUCAUAUCAACAACAAUUGGAGAAUUUCCCACAAAAUCUGCCACCGUUACCAAAUCAAGGAGGUCAAAAAGAAGCCAUUUAUAGGCAAGAUGUACCUAAUCAAAUGUCACCACAUAAUAUGCAUCCACAAGUUGGUGGAUUACCUGGAAGUUUACCAAUAAAUAAUAUGCCUAGUAGAUCUUCAAUGGGAAAUGGUGCAGGUACAUCAGUAAAUCCAAAUCCAAAUUUCACAACUGAACAACCAAAAAAUAAUCAAUUACCUUUUAAUGGUGUUACUCCAGUAGUUGGUGGUCAAUCAGCUGGAAUGAACCCUCAAACUCAACUUUUCAAUCAACAACUGCCAAAUAUAAUAAGGAAUCCAUCAAUAAGUCAAGCUCAAAAAAUAAAUUCAAGUUUAAGUGUACCGCUCUCAUUGGCAUCAAGUACUUCUCAAGAAUUAGCGAGUAAAAUGCCUAUGGUUCAAUUGAAAAGUUUUAAUCAAUGGUCAUCAAAAUUAAUUAGUGAAAAUAAACCAGUUCCUUUAGAUACAAAAGUUUAUGAAAACAUUAUUAAAAAAGACGGUGAUUUUCUAGCAAAUUCUGCGAAACAAAAUAAUGAUAUAAAAUCAUCAAUAGAAGAUUUAGCAAAAGAUUUACAACAUUAUAAUCAAGUAAAACAAUUAAGAAUGGCUUCAAUCCAAUUAAGCUCUAAAAAUCAACAAAAUAAUAGUAUAUGGGGAGAAGGUUAUCAAGGAUAUGGGAAUGGCGUAACUAAUACGAGUACAAAAUUAAUAUUACCAAGACGUGAUUAUACUGACAGAGAAAUAAAUGAAAAAAUUUUACAACAAAGUAUAAAUGGGAAACAGUAUGUACCAAUAAGAUUAGAGUUUGAUCAAGAAAGAGAUCAAUUUAAAUUACGUGAUACAUUUUUAUGGGAUUUAAACGAAGAAGUUAUAUCAGUUGAAGAAUUUACAAAUCAAUUAUUACAAGAUUAUAAAUUUAUACCAAAAAUUCAUUAUCAAACAAUCUUAAGUUCUAUAAAGGAACAAAUUGCUGAUUUUCAACAAAAACCAAAUAAAACAACUGGAGAAAUAAGAAUACCAAUAAAGAUAGAUAUUGUAAUUAAUAAUACUCAAUUAACGGAUCAAUUUGAAUGGGAUAUUUUGAAUUCAAAUGAGAAUGAUCCUGAAGAAUUUGCCACUACAAUGUGUGAUGAAUUAUUUUUACCUGGAGAAUUUAGUACAGCUAUUGCUCAUAGUAUAAGAGAACAAAGUCAAAUGUAUCAUAAAGCAUUAAUUUUGUCAGGUUGUAAUUUUGAUGGUACACCAAUAAAUGAUGAUAGUAUACGUAAUCAUUUAUUACCACCAUUACGUUUAGUAUCAAAAGAUUAUCAAGUUGUUGAUGAUUUUUUCUCCAUAUUAAGAAAUCCAACAAAUGUAUCAGAAUUUAGUCCACAAUUAAUAAAAUUAACUGAAUUAGAAGUUGAAAGAAAAGAUAAAGAAAUGGAAAGAGAAAGUAGAAGAAAAAGAAGACAUAAUUAUAAUGAAGAUGUACAAAUUAAUCUUAAUGGUGGUGUUAUAAAUAGUGCAGGAAGUUUUAUAAAUGGUAAUAUUGGGACAAGUUCAGGUACAACAAGUUCUAGAGGUUUUACAUCAUCAAGAAGAAAUGCAGCUCAUGUUGGUAGAGGUAAUACAGCUCCAGAUUUAUAUACUGUUCCUAAAACUUUUAGAACUCCUGCUCCAUCAAGUAUUCUACCAGGUGCAAUUGAUUUAGGAGUACCAGAAAUUUAUCAAUAUGAUGAAGUAUUUGUAAAUAAAAUUCAAGUUAGAAAUCCAAAUUAUAAACCUCCAUUACCUGAACCAGUUGAUAAUGAUAGAGUUGAUUAUGAUCAUGAUCCGUUAGAAGGGACUUUUAUGAAUUCAAAUAUUAACUCAAACUACCAAAAGCAAAAAAAAGUAGAUCCAUAUAAAUCUUUUAUAGCAGGAGGAACAGCAGGUGCAAUUGAAGGAGUUAUAACUUAUCCUUUUGAAUUUGCUAAAACCAGAUUACAAUUAAUAGAUAAAUCCACAACCACAAAAACAUCAAGAAACCCUUUAGUAUUAAUAUAUAACAUAGCUAAAACUCAAGGAAUAUCAAGUUUAUAUGUUGGAUGUCCUGCUUUUGUAGUUGGUAAUACAGUAAAAGCAUCAGUAAGAUUUUUAGGCUUUGAUUAUAUAAAAAAUUUAUUAUCUGAUAAAAAUGGGAAAUUAAGUGGUCCAAGAGGAGUUAUUGCUGGAUUAGGUGCUGGAUUAUUAGAAAGUAUUGUAGCUGUAACUCCUUUUGAAGCUAUAAAAACUGGUUUAAUUGAUGAUAAACAAAAUUUAAAACCAAAAUAUCAAAAUGGAUUGGUGAGUGGUACAUUUAAAUUAAUUAAAGAUAUGGGGUUUAAAGGUAUAUAUGCUGGAAUUAUACCUGUAAGUUUAAGACAAGCUGCAAAUCAAGCAGUUAGAUUAGGUUCAUAUAAUGCAAUAAAAACAAUGAUUCAACAAGCAACUGGUACACCACCAAAUCAACCAUUAAGUUCAACAUCUACUUUUUUAGUUGGAGCUUUUGCUGGUAUAAUUACUGUAUAUACUACUAUGCCUAUUGAUACUGUUAAAACAAGAAUGCAAGCUUUAGGUUCAAAAAAAUUAUAUAAAUCUACUUUAGAUUGUUUUAUUAAAAUAUUUAAACAGGAAGGGUUAUUAACUUUUUGGAAAGGUGCUACACCAAGAUUAGGGAGAUUAGUAUUGAGUGGGGGUAUUGUAUUUACUAUUUAUGAAAAAAUGUUGGUAAUAUUAAAUUAA